Molecule: messenger RNA, 2769 nt
Organism: Cyanistes caeruleus (blue tit)
Lineage: Eukaryota; Metazoa; Chordata; Aves; Passeriformes; Paridae
Source: RefSeq, a predicted model, not a curated record
AAAAUGGCUUCCUGUCCCAGGGUUUCCUGUAUCCAUGGCAACCUGACUUCAGGCACUUCUUUCUUAGUUUCCUGAGCAAACUGUUUCAAACCCAGGGGCAAAAAUGUGAGUGCUGUAGUACACAGCAAUACUGCCUUUACAAAGGUUUCACAAAUGAGUGUAGUUGGUCAGCUUAUAACAUAGUCCAGUGGACUGCAAACAGCAAAAUAACGGAAAUAAUGAACUUCAGAUUUGGGUGAAGUCAGAGAUGAGUAAGAAGGCCAAAGACAGGGAUAUGUGUAUUCUGCAAAAUUCUCCACCCUGCCCAGGAGCAUUCCUGUAUAUAUUUAAUUGUUUUCUUUUGUUGCUGCUCCAGAAGGAGGCUUUUGGCUGUCCAUCUGCUUGUCAGCUCUGCACAGGGAGACAAGUUAGCUGUCGUAAUGCAGGGCUUUCAAGCAUCCCUUGGAACCUUCCAAAAACAACAAUUCUUGUUUACCUCAGUGGAAAUAAUAUAUCACAUGUCACUCCAAAGGAUCUAAGUGGCUUUCAGAAGCUUGCUGCACUCUACAUGGAUAACUCCAGUAUUUUGUAUGUACACCCAAAAGCUUUUGUGGACCUCCCCAAACUGUGCUACUUGCAUCUAAAUAACAAUAAUAUUAAACGCCUGGAUCCAGGAAUCUUUGAAGGCCUUUCCAAUCUUCAUUGUUUAUACCUUCAGAAUAAUCAAAUAGCUUUUCUUCCCAGAGGAUUAUUUAGUGAUCUUCUUUCUGUUAGAUACUUAACACUUCAAAGAAAUCGUCUCAGUGUCCUUGGAAGUGGGACUUUCUGGGGAAUGAUAAGUCUUCAGACACUAAACCUAGCAAAUAAUAAGAUUUCACGGAUAUCAGAUUCAGCAUUUCAUCAUCUUGAAAAUCUUGCAUAUUUGUUUCUUGAAGGUAACAACUUAACACUUGUGCCAUCAAAUGCUAUUGGACGGCUCAAAAAUCUUGAAAGACUUUCUUUGUCUCACAAUCCCAUUGGAUCAAUUCAGCCUUUUGCAUUUAAGGGACUUAACAAGCUUAGAUAUCUGUCUCUGAAAAAUGUCAAGCUAAAAUGUGUUGCUGUAAAUGGAUUUUUUGGAUUAAACAACCUUAGCCAGCUAAUCUUAAGUUAUAAUGAUUUAGAAAGUAUAAAUUCCAGCACUUUCACUUUGUUGAACAAUUUAAUGUAUCUACAGCUAGACAGAAAUAAAAUAGCCAAUAUUGGUGAUGGUACCUUUGAAAAAAUGGGGCAGUCACUUAGAGUACUCAGUUUAGCUUUUAAUAAUAUCACGGAAUUACAACCUGAAGUGCUCAAACCGUUAGUAUCUUUAACUCAUCUGCAGGUACAUUCUAAUCCUUGGAACUGCAGCUGCAAAAUGCUUGCGUUACUUAAUUGGCUAGCAUCAUCUUCCGUUUCUGUAAAAAUCCACUGUCAGAAUCCCCAGAGUAUGCGUGGGAGACCUUUGCAUUAUAUGAAGUGGGCUCGGUUUUCAAACUGCAUUGGCCCCACUGCCGACCCAGGCUCUGCCCCAAGUCCAGGAUCUGUUGGGAUGCAUCACAGCGCUACCACUCUGCUGAUGGCCUGGCAUAAAGGGAACAGGCACAACACGUUGCAGCAGUUUCUCACUGCAGAAACUAAGUACAUUGCUUUCUGGGAAGGAACUACAGCUACAUCUUCUACCCCACUGCCUUAUGAGGAAUAUGCUGUUGAAAUGCCAUCACAGGCAGCUACGGUGUUAUCAACAUUACCAGUGCAAAUACCAGCGGAAAUUAUACCUACUAAUAGAAAUGUAGAAGAACAGUUGUUUACAACAGAUCCUGCUCCUGUAUCAUUGAAAACAACUCUGAUUUGUACACAACAGGUUGAAGAGCUGAAUCAAGCUUUUGACAUCUUACUAGCCUUUUUUAUUCUGGCUUGUGCUGUUGUCCUGUUCUUAACUUGUAAAGUUAUUCAGUUUAGGCAGAAACUAAAGGUGCUGGAAAACUCAGGGGAAAAGAGUAUAGAAUAUUAUGGCUUUUAUCAGCCUGGCAGAUACAACAUAACUGACUCAGUGCAAUCUCUAACUCGGAAAUCAGUGGAACAUUCAGAACUGGACCAAAUAAGGCUACUCAAGCGAACAGCAUCAGAAAGUCAGGCACAGGUCAUCUUGUUCGAACAUUCAUCAUUGUAAUUUAUCUCAUUUGAUUUGGUGGUAUGAAAGGUCAAGAAAUCAAGAACUCAAUUCUGUAAGAAUACCUCCACCAAUUAAAAUCAACUGCUUAACAGAACUGUGGAAAAUGGCACAAUUUGGGUUCUGCAUCACCAUUUGCUUACUGAAUGUUUUGAAAUUUAUUGAUUAUUUCAUUAUGUCAUUUCAAACUAACAUGGAUAGGUUUAUUAACCUCAGUCCCUAUUUGUAAUAAUCAUUCACCUAUGCUCAAUUAUACAUGCAGUAUAAAGUACACUUUAAUUUAUUUUGCAGUAUUAAUGAUGUAAGUUCCUAUAGAAAUAAGGAAGCAGCACAACAUCUUUUUGGGAUCAUGAAGCCAAGAAAUUUUGGGGAUUUAGAAAACUGUGUUUCAUGUGUUCAUUGUAAUAGAGUUUCUACUCUUCCUCUGUUAAAUAUAGCUCAGUGGAAAAAAAGCACGUUUACAGCUAGCAUGUUCAAACUCUUGAGUAAGAGAAUAAUGUCAAACUAUACAAAUUCUGUUCAUACCUAUAGCAUAUUGUAAUAUACAAAGUUGUGUGUUCAGUGUGUAUAAUGAAUAUAUUAAAGUGAUAGUGUGUGUC